Messenger RNA from Didymodactylos carnosus, 1215 nucleotides. Lineage: Eukaryota; Metazoa; Rotifera; Eurotatoria; Philodinida; Philodinidae. The record is from the annotation of a GenBank genome assembly.
AUGCGACCGGGAUCAGAUAUGAUCAUGACCAAAUAUGUAGAUAUUCUUCAAGUGUUAUUAUUAUUUUCACUAGGAUCGUUUGCAAUUCAAGAUGGUAGGGUUCAAUCUUUGACAGAACAAUGCAAUAAUUUAAAAUGUGAUAGUGCUACGGAAUAUUGUACGGUAAAACCCAACUGUCAUGAAGAUAAAUCGGCCUGUAUUUAUUGUAAAAAACGAAUUAGUGUUACUGAACAGUACCCAUUUCGUAAACCGACAGGUGACUUGAGUUCAUCAACCAAACAAGAAGAACCAUUAACAAUUGUAAAUAGUCUAUUAGCUAAAAGCAAUACAAAACUUCACAAUGAUAAUCAAAAUUCAAUUUUAUCACCGGACAUAUUAUCACCUACGACAAAAACAACAACGAAAGGAUUACAAGAAUAUGAAGAUGAAUAUUCGGCAUAUAAUGAUAAAGAAGAUUAUGAGAUUGGAGAAGAAUAUGAUUAUAUUGAUGCCUAUGACGAUGAAGAAAUAGAUUUAGAUAAAAAUUUACCAGUGAAAAAGACAGGUGUAUGUCCAAAUGUUGAUAAAGCAAUGAAAAUAAAUGAUAUACACAGUUGUAAUUCAUCUACUGAAUGUCGUUUUGAUACGGAUUGUCCAACGAAUUUGAAAUGUUGUGAAAAUAAUUGUGGUACAAAAAGUUGUUUCGUACCAACAACAACUAAAACUGGUCCAAUUUGUUCUCAAUUGCUUAGUUGUUCGCUGAUUUGCCAACUUGGCUAUCAAACAGAUCAAAACGAAUGUUUAAUCUGUGAAUGUCGAUCUAUAUGUGAAUGUUCAGAUCAAUGUUCUAAUUUUGUGUGCAAUUUGGAUUGUCCAAAUGGUGGUUUUGAACAAUCAGACAUCGGUUGUCCGCUAUGUCGAUGUAGUCAAAAAGAUUAUACACGUUGCAACCAAGAUGUUCAUUGUUCACCAGGUUUUCAAUGUGUAAAUGAAAGAAGUCCACAAUGUAUUGCUGUUAACGGUUCUGAAUGUCCAAUUAUACAAAUUUGUAAAGCAAAAUGUGCCAAGGUUGUGAUAGAUCUUUUGGCAAAGUUCUCAAACGAUAAUCUAUUACCAGUCAUUGCAGAUAAAACAAAAGCAUUAUUAGUUCAUGAGGCAGUUGCGCCGACUUAUCCAGAAUUAGAAAUAUUAAGGGAAAAUGUAUCGUGUAUACUAAACUCAUAUAAUAAGGAAUAG